AUGGGAUCGGCAGGAAUAUCAUCAGCUGUACUUGGACAUACACCUUCGCCAUAUCGGUCGAAUGCUCACAUCAAUGUAUACACGGGGCAAAAUUUCACUCGACCUCAGCAUUUUCAUGGAUCUUUUCAACAAAAUAUGUGCAAUGGGUAUGGAAGCACAAAUGAAGGAACACAGUCACGCAAUGGUCUAAGGAGUUCGGGUAUAAGUACUCGUAGGAACAGCACUGGUUCACCAGUUCCAUCAUUAAGCUUGACGAAUGUUUACAUUCGUGGACUUGAACAAAACACAACUGAUGAGGAUUUAAGAGAUAUGUGCGCAAAAUUUGGUCGAAUAGCAUCAACAAAAGCAAUUAUGGAUAAGGCAACUGGUCAAUGUAAACGUUAUGGAUUCGUUGAUUUCGAAGAAGCAGCUGAUGCACUGCGUGCCGUUGAAGGUUUGAAUCAAGAAGGGAAGGUGCGAGCGCAAAUGGCUAAGGCGCUGAGUCCAAACAACCAAAAUAGCCUCUUUCAGCAACAGGAACAAGAUCCGACAAAUUUGUACUUGGCAAAUUUGCCACCGAAUUAUACGGAAAGAGAUUUGCAAAAGCUGCUGGAAAGUUAUGGUUCAACAAUCAGUACUAGGGUAUUGAAGAAUGGUGAUGGCUCAAGCAGAUGUGUCGGAUUCGCUCGAAUGGAUAACGAGGAAUUGUGCGCAAAAAUUAUUAAAGAGAUGAAUGGGAAAAAAAUAAUUCCGGGUUGCAAUUUACCAUUGAUGGUGAAAUAUGCAGAUAGCAAUAAGAAGACCAAAAGUCGACCUUUACAAAGUGUUCCAGGAUUAUAUAGUAGUCUUACACAUCUUGAGAUUACACAACCAUGUUUUGCAACACCACCGUAUGAUCAAAGUGGUCAAUAUAUUCGUAGCAAUCCGAAUUAUCAGUACCUGCUAACACCACCAUCGCCUUAUGUCUACAGUCCACAUCCUCAGUAUCAUGUUUUCUCAGGUUAUGGCGAUGCUCCUAUGGGGAAUCUUGCUGCUCAAAUGCAAAAUUUAUCACUUCAAGGUGCUAAUGCAAUACUACAUCCAUCAGCUGAAUUGACAAACAUUGGACCGGGUACAAGUAUGACAGCUAAUCAGGCUCCUGCUGGUACGGCAAUUCCUCAGGUUGCUAUGCAAGCAUAUACAGUUCCUCUCUAUCCAUGGCCAUAUGGUGUCCAGGCAACGACAGAUCCGAAUAUGAUUGGUACCGUGGUGACAUCUGCAACACCACUGCAAAAUUUUGUUCCAGAAUUAGCUGCUAUGCAUACAGAUGCUGCAAAUGUUGCUGCCGCUACUGCUGCUGCUGGUGCAGUACCAACAAACCAAACAUCCGGUCAAGUUAUUUACACCAGUCAACCACCACCGCCUCCACCACCUCCACCGCCACCCUCACAAGCACCAGCACCACAAAUGCAACAGAACUGA
Messenger RNA from Brugia malayi, 1440 nucleotides. RefSeq names its product RNA binding protein, putative (gene Bma-sup-26). Bases 1 to 1440 code for a protein of 479 amino acids. Gene Ontology annotation, cellular component: ribonucleoprotein complex; cytosol; nucleus. Gene Ontology annotation, molecular function: poly(U) RNA binding; poly(A) binding; mRNA 3'-UTR binding. The transcript is spliced from 10 exons. The record is from RefSeq and is a predicted model, not a curated record. NCBI's taxonomy places the organism in Eukaryota, Metazoa, Nematoda, Chromadorea, Rhabditida, Onchocercidae.